Messenger RNA from Aspergillus melleus, 213 nucleotides. RefSeq names its product translocon subunit SSS1. Gene Ontology annotation, cellular component: Ssh1 translocon complex; membrane. Gene Ontology annotation, molecular function: transmembrane protein transporter activity. The record is from RefSeq and is a predicted model, not a curated record. Bases 1 to 213 code for a protein of 70 amino acids. The transcript is spliced from 3 exons. Gene Ontology annotation, biological process: protein targeting; post-translational protein targeting to membrane, translocation. Lineage: Eukaryota; Fungi; Ascomycota; Eurotiomycetes; Eurotiales; Aspergillaceae.
AUGUCCGACCAGGUGCAAGAACUCCUUAACGUCCCUCGGGAAUUCCUCAAGGAUGGCAUGAUGUUCAUCAACCGAAGCCAGAAGCCCGACAAGCGUGAAUUCAUCAAGAUCAGCCAGGCUGUUGGUACGGGCUUUCUGGUCAUGGGUUUCAUCGGCUACAUUGUCAAGCUGAUCCACAUUCCCGUCAACAAUGUCCUCGUCGGUGGCGCAUAA